Molecule: messenger RNA, 1899 nt
Organism: Psammomys obesus (fat sand rat)
Lineage: Eukaryota; Metazoa; Chordata; Mammalia; Rodentia; Muridae
Gene: Slc22a14
Product: solute carrier family 22 member 14
Exons: 10
Biological process (GO): transmembrane transport
Cellular component (GO): membrane
Molecular function (GO): transmembrane transporter activity
Source: RefSeq, a predicted model, not a curated record
AUGGAAGAGGAACAGGACAUCAAGCCUGUGCCCUCAUCCCAGAGUUCUAAGAACACACAGCAGCACGACACCCGCCAUUCUUCCCAGGGCUGGUCCUUGGAUAUGCUGUUACGCAGAUUGAAGGCCGUCGAUGCCAAGAGGGAUGACAAGCUGGCCAGCAUUCUGGAUGCCGUGGGGGUGUUUGGCACAUUCCAAUGGAGGCUGGUGGCUCUCACCUUCAUCCCCAGCAUGCUGUCAACCUUCUUCCUGCUUUCUGAUUACUUCAUGGUGACAGCCCAGACGCCCUAUUGUAACACCAGCUGGAUCCUGGCAGUGGGCCCUAAUCUCUCCGAGGCUGAGCAGCUGAACCUCACCGUGCCCCGAGCACCCAAUGGCAGUUUCCUGACAUGCCUCAGUUACAUACCUGUGUCAUGGGAUCUAGACUCGAUCAUCCAUUUUGGUCUCAAUUACACCGAAAAAUGCAAAAACGGGUGGAUUUAUCCUUACGCCACGAGGCGCUCUCUCAUCAAUGAGUUUGACCUGGUGUGCGGCAGUGAACCAAACAUCGAAAACAUGCAGACUGUCUUCCUGGCAGGCGUCCUGACAGGCUCUCUCCUCUUUGGGUUCCUAAGUGACAAGCUGGGGCGCUACCCAACUAUCCUGAUGUCGCUUCUGGGACUCCUCAUCUUUGGCUUUGGAACAGCCUUUGUGAACAGCUUUUACCAGUACCUUUUCUUCCGCUUCAUUGUGGCCCAGGCGACCGUGGGCUAUGUUAUCUGCAGUGUCUCUCUAGUUAUGGAGUGGCUGGUGGACGAGCACCGGGCCCAAGCCGUCAUUCUGCAGCACUGCUUCUUCACCAUAGGGAUCUUGUUCCUGUCGGGGUCCGCCUUCAAAAUUGCCCACUGGAGGCUGCUCUUCCUGGUGGGUGGCACGCCUAUGUUUCCCCUCAUCUGCAACGUUUGGGUUCUCCGAGAAUCCCCACGGUGGCUGAUGGUGAAAGGGAAGGUGGAAGAGGCCAAGGAGGUGUUGUGCUAUGCAGCUAAGGUGAACAAGAAGACCAUUCCUUCAAAUCUACUGAACGAGCUGCAGCUGAAGGGAAAGGUGAAGAAGGCCUCCAUUCUGGACUUCUACACCAACCAGAACCUCUUCCGGGUGGUCUUGGCCAUGGCCUGCUCAUGGUUUACUGUCAGUUACAUCUACUUCACACUGAGCCUCAAGAUGAAAGAUUCUGGGGUCGACCUGUACUACAGACAAGUGAUACCCAGCAUUAUGGAGAUGCCAGCCCGGCUGUGUUGCAUUGUUUUAUUGGAGAAUUUUGGCAGGAAGUGGAGCCUAUACCUGAGUCUCAUCCUAGCUACCAUUGCGUGUGUGUUUCUCCUUUUCCUCCCUCAAGAGCUCAAGUCAACGAUAAUCCUGGUGCUCGUGCUGGGAGAGUUUAGCCUGGCCGCCACCAUCACCGUGUUCUUCAUCUAUACUGCCGAACUCCUCCCCACUGUCCUCAGAUCAACGGGUCUGGGAAUGGUGUCUCUGUCUUGGGCAGCUGGGGCCAUCUCGUCGCUGGCCAUCUUCAAACAGAUCCAAUCCCAGCUGCCCAUCUUCUUCUGCUGUCUUUCCUGUGUCUUGGCCUUGUGCUUCUUCUCUCUGGUGCCAGAAACAGAGAACCAGCCUCUUCGUGACAGCAUAGAGUACAGUUCAAGGUAGACCACCCACAAGGAUUCUGUCGAACUCAAGAAAAGAAGCAAGGAUGUUGGCACAGUGAUGCUCUCUGACUGGUCCAUGUCUGAUAUGUGCGAUGUGGUAAAGGAUACUGCCGUCAACACGACGACUCCAGAAUCAGAAGCAGGUUCUUCAACACAGCCUUUGAAAAACUCAGCCUCAGGGAAUUGCCCUGUCCAGCAACCUGAGGACCAGGUUCCCUAA